Molecule: messenger RNA, 2911 nt
Organism: Tauraco erythrolophus (red-crested turaco)
Lineage: Eukaryota; Metazoa; Chordata; Aves; Musophagiformes; Musophagidae
Source: RefSeq, a predicted model, not a curated record
GGAAUUCUGUGCAGCAUGUUUUCUGGAUGGAACUGGGUGGCCCAUGGCUUAUAUCUGAUCUUGAAUAUUUGUUCUCUUGAAGUUUUAGGUGGACUUGUACAGUCAUGUGGUCACAUCAUCCCGGAGUCUCCUGUACUGGCCCUUGGUUCCAAUUUCACAGCAUUAUGCAUUUUGAAUGAGAGUUGUCUUGACUUUGGCAAUAUCUAUGCUAAUCAAAUUAUCUGGAAAGUUAAAAACAAAGUGGUACCUAAAGAACAGUAUCGUGAAAUAAACAGAACAGUUUCCAGUGUCACAUUUAAUGACACUUCUUCACUUGCUACUCCUCUGACAUGCAAUAUUUUAGCAGAUGGACAGAUUGAGCAGAACAUUUAUGGAAUUACAGUUACAGUAGGCUUGCCCCCAGAGAAGCCCAAGAACUUAAGUUGCAUUGUGAAUCAGCUGUCAAAACUCACAUAUCCUAUGACUUGUACUUGGAACCCUGGAAGGCAUACCUUCUUGGACACUUACUUUAGAUUGAAAUACAGAUGGCCACAAGAGGACUUUCCUGACUGUAUACCAAAAGAUGCAAACAAUUCUUGUACGAUUACUGAUGUACAGUUCUUUGUUAACCUGGAGGUCUGGGUCGAAGCAGCAAAUGCUCUUGGGAAGGCUGAAUCUGAUCCUCUUGUUCUUGAUCCCAUUGAGAUUGUUAAACCUUUAUCUCCACACAACUUAUCAGUCAACUCAGGAAUAUUACCUACUGUUCUGAAGCUUUCGUGGGAGAAUCGGAUUUCAGCAGCUGUGAUGAAGCUGAAAUUCAAUAUUCGCUAUAGGAUUACUGGUGACACAAACUGGAUGCAGGUUCCUCCUGAAGAUACAGCUUCACCAAGAACUUCAUUCAGUGUUCAAGGGCUCAGACCCUACACAGAGUAUAUAUUUUCAAUUCGUUGCAUGAAGGAAGAUGGAGUGGGCUACUGGAGUGACUGGAGUGAAGAGAAAACUGGGGUCACCACUGAAGAUAAACCAUCUAAAGGACCACACAUAUGGAGGAUCAUUGAUGCAUCUCACUCACGAGCUUCCUGGACUGUGCAUCUGCUGUGGAAGGCAUUGGAGCCAUUUGAAGCCAAUGGAGUGAUCUUGCAGUAUGAAGUGACUGUCAGAGCCAAAUCACCUCUCUCCAGUCCAAUAGAGAAAUACAAUGUUAGUACCACCAACCUUACAUUAAAGCUACCAAAUGGGACUUACGAAGUGACUGUGACUGCCCGUAACAGAGCCGGGGCAUCCCCUCCAUCAGUUUUACUUAUCCCAGCAAGUAAUUCAAAAGCUCCUGUGAAGAAUGUUAGAACACUACCUAAAGAUGGCAAGUUGUGGGUAGGGUGGACUGCUCCUAACAGUAAUGUUCUUAAAUAUGUGAUCGAAUGGUGUCUGGUGUCCAACAGCUCAGAGUGCAUCACAGAAUGGCAGAAUGAACCAGGAAACAUUCAAGGAACAUACUUAAAAGGUGAUAUAAAGCCAUUCAAGUGUUACUUGAUAACUGUGUACCCUCUGUAUGCCGAUGGUCAGGGAAGUGGACAGUCUGUGAAGGCUUAUCUUCAGCAGGGUCGUCCUUCAAAAGGACCAACUGUUCAGACAAAAAAAGUAGGAAAAGCUGAAGCUGUUUUGACAUGGAAUCAUCUCACAGUGGAUGAACAAAAUGGAUUCAUCAGAAGUUACACCAUAUUUUAUAAAACUAUCGAUGGAAAUGAAACAGCUGUGACAGUGGAUCCUUCCAAGACAGAGUACACCCUUUCUUCUUUAACUAGUGACACACUGUAUACGGUGCGGAUGAUGGCAUAUACAGAUGAAGGAGGCAGAAGUGGUCCUGAUUUUACAUUUACUACACAAAAAUUUGGGAAAGGAGAAAUUGAAGCCAUAGUUGUACCUGUGUGUCUAGCGUUCCUGUUGAUUGUGCUUCUUGGAGUUUUGUUUUGCUUCAACAAACGUGACUUAAUUAAAAAACAUAUCUGGCCUAUUGUCCCUGAUCCAUCCAAGAGUAACAUUGCUCAGUGGUCUCCUCAAGUUCCAGCUAAGCAUAACUUUAGUUCCAAAGAUCAGAUGUACCCAGAAGGCAGCUUUACAGAUGUAAGCGUCGUAGAAAUAGAAGCUGAUGACAAGAAGUCUUUUUCAGAACAAGAUCUAAAACCCUUUGACUUGCUUAAAAAGGAGAAGAGCACUUCAGAAGGGCACAGCAGUGGUAUUGGAGGAUCCUCGUGUAUGUCUUCUCCUAGGCAAAGUGUCUCUGACAGUGAUGAAGGUGAAACUACACAAAACACUUCAAGCACUGUACAAUACUCAACUGUAGUACUUAACGGCUACAGAGACCAAACACCGGUACAAGUCUUUUCAAGGUCUGAGUCAACUCAGCCACUACUAGAUUCAGAAGAGAGAUCAGAGGAUCACGGUGGAGGAGGUGACAGUACCACACAGAGGCAGCAGUAUUUCAGACAAAAGGGUGGUCAGGAUGAAACCAGCACAGACAGGGCAUGCUUUGAAAGAACAAAGCAAAUUGCUCCUGCUAAUGAGGGGGAUCUUGUUGGAUUUGCACAACUGCAGAUCUCAGGUCAGCGUUCACAGCCCUUGGGCCUUGGGCUGGAAAAAAAUACCCAGGAAGCUGCUCUAUCAGAUGUUUUACAGACAAGUACUGAAGGACAAACUGUGAGACCUGAAACAGUGGAAGGAAAUCCACCAAACCCACUGUCAAGUGAUGAAAUGCCAAAAAGUUACCUCCCGCAGACUGUGAGACAAGGGGGCUAUAUGCCCCAGUGAGAGAAGAGACUGGCUCUGCUUAGGCCUUCAUUAGUGCCUGUUCAACUUUCUCCUGUGUUUCAGAUAAAUUAAGCUAGGUAUUUUUGUCUGAAUGCAGAUAGAAAUACUGAAAUUAAGUGAAGAGUAA